UGCAGAAAACCCAUCAGACUAAACGCACUGACGCACCAAGAGGCGCAAAGACGAACGGAGACUUGUUUUCUGUGUUCAGGAUAUGUUUUGAGCUCAUUACAGCCAAUCAUCUGGAAAAAAAACAACAUCAUCAAGAACUCUGGUUGGAAUUAUUGUUUCCAUCAAGGAUUUCAUUCACGCUUCUUGAAGGAGGAUCACCGUUCUGCUGGAUUUUACUCUUCUUGGCUAUCUGAACGUUUGAUUCAUUCUCCCAGUGACUCUUCCUGUGGAAAAGAGGGACAGGUGACAGAAACCACAGGAAAGGUUUCACCUCAUCAUCACCUUUGCGCGUAAAAACCCUCGACUCUGACAAAGGAGAGCUUUUAAAAACUUUCUCCAUGAUUAUUUGAGGACCGUGGAGCUUUCGCCGCUUGUUGAGGGGCUGUCAACACAAUGGGACGCCUGUGUCUGCUCCUAGUUGUCAGUUUGUCCCUUCUCACCUGUCAGGUUUUGAGCUCCGGAGUGUUUGAGCUGAAGCUGCAGGAGUUUCUCAACAAGAAGGGGAUAGCGGGGAACGCCAACUGCUGCCCGGCUGGCUCUGCGCAUCCGCAGGGCCACCAGCAGUGCGAGUGCAAGACUUUCUUUCGGGUCUGUCUGAAACAUUAUCAGGCAAACGUCUCCCCUGACCCCCCCUGCACCUACGGGGGAGCUGUGACUCCCGUCCUGGGCUCCAACUCCUUCCAGGUGCCGGAGACCAACGCCGACAGCUUCACCAACCCAAUACGCUUUUCCUUCAGCUUCACGUGGCCUGGGACGUUUUCACUGAUCAUUGAGGCUCUGCACACCGAAUCCCUGGACGACCUGACAACAGACAACCCAGAGCGUUUAAUCAGCAGGAUCACCACUCAACGUCACCUCACUGUGGGAGAGGAAUGGACCAAGGACAUGCAGACAGGCGGCCGGACGGAGCUGCGCUUCUCCUACCGCUUCCUGUGUGAUGAGCACUAUUACGGCGACGGCUGCUCGGUUUUCUGCCGACCCAGGGACGACGCUUUUGGGCAUUUUACCUGCGGCGAAAGAGGAGAGAUCAUUUGCAACUCUGGCUGGAAGGGCCAAUACUGCACUGAGCCAAUCUGCCUCCCUGGGUGUGAUGAAGAGCACGGCUACUGUGAUAAACCCGGAGAGUGCAAGUGUCGCGUGGGCUUCAGUGGGCGUUACUGUGACGACUGCAUCCGUUACCCGGGCUGCCUCCAUGGCACCUGCCAACAACCCUGGCAGUGCAACUGCCAGGAGGGAUGGGGGGGACUCUUCUGCAACCAAGAUCUGAACUACUGUACACACCACAAGCCCUGCCUUAAUGGCGCCACCUGCACCAACACCGGCCAGGGGAGCUACACCUGUUCGUGUCCACCUGGAUACACAGGUGCUAACUGUGAGAUCCAAGUCAGUGAAUGUUCUGGAAAUCCCUGUCGCAACGGAGGCAGCUGUGUUGAUAACGACGAUAGCUACACCUGCACCUGUCCACCUGGUUUCUAUGGCAACAACUGUGAGUUAAGCGCCAACACGUGCGCGGAUGGACCUUGUCUCAAUAGUGGACGUUGUGCGGACAACCCCGAAGGUGGCUACUUCUGUCAGUGCCCAAUGGGAUACGCUGGCUUCAACUGUGAGAAGAAAAUCAACCACUGCACCUCGAACCCGUGUUUAAACGGUGCAGAGUGUGUGGAUCUGGUGAACUCCUACAUGUGUGAGUGCCCAGAGGGAUUUUCAGGUCCUAACUGCGAGGUUAGCAGCAGUCUUCCUGGAUUAUGUCAGUCCUUUCCUUGUCAGCAUGGUGGAACCUGUCAGGAGGGAGUCGACGGCUACACAUGCACUUGCCCCCCAGGUUAUACUGGCAAAAACUGCAGCACCCCGAUCUCUCGCUGCCAUCACAGCCCCUGCCACAAUGGGGCUACCUGUCACGAACGAGCAGGUCGCUACGUGUGCGCCUGUGUGCCUGGCUACGGCGGCCGCAAUUGCCAGUUCCUCCUCCCAGAUGAUCCUAGGGGCUCGCAGCCAGUUCCGGAUGGACCAGAUCGGCGAUAUUUGCCAUCCGAAAGUGGAAGUAAUGAAGACGAGCAGGAUGAUGACAACGGAUUUCCUUGGACGGCUGUGUGUGCCGGUGUCUUCCUCGCUCUUGUUGUCUUGAUCAGCUGCUCUGUGCUGGUAGUCUAUGUUCGUGUCAAAUUUCAAGACAGAUACAGUCACAACAAUGACAGCAUUCACAGUGACAGCCAAGAGACCAUGAACAACCUCACGACCAACAACUGUCUCCGGAGUGAUAAGGAGCUUGGUGGUAUGAUGACAACGUCUAUAAAGAACACUAACAAGAAAGCAGAUUAUCACUCAGACCUUGCUGGGUCACUCGGUGGUUUGAGCCUCAACGGAUCAGAAAAAAACGGAUUUAAGGCUCGUUAUCCGAGUGUUGAGUACAAUCUGGUCCACGAACUCCGGCCUGACGAGCUGCCGCCGUGUUCAGAGGAAGAUCAUAACGUGCAAGAGGCCAAGUGUGAAGUGCUGGAUGACUCCAACGCAGACGAAGGAUUCAGGAAGAGACAAAACAGUGAUGCUUCAGAAAAAAAGCUCCCAGCAGAGUCAGCCGGCUGCAACGAAGCAAAGCAUCAGUCAUCCGUUGAUUUAAACUGUCACACAGCGAGUGACCCUCAGCACCAGCCAGCCUGUGACAUCAAAUUCCAGUCAAGCGUUGAUGCUGAAUACCACAGUGCCAGCGACAGCCGGUACCCGUGCACCACCGACACCAAAUACCAGUCCGUCUACGUCAUUUCAGACCAGAAAGAUGAAUGUAUCAUUGCUACAGAGGUAUGAUAUCAACUUGUUCUGGAUGAUGGUGCACACACACACAUCAUCCCUGAGCAAGUAGAGCUCAGAUAGUUUCUGGGAGGUUUUACUCCUACUGUUUGCUGCUCUUCCCCGGGAGUUCCCAGAGGACUUUGAGCUGAGGUGCUGAUGAGCCACUGCAGACUCUGUGCCUGCUCAGAGACAGCCGAGGACUACACUUACACUACGGGUCAAUUCUGAAUAUUUCUGACCUUCAAUGGACGUAGGUCUUUUAGUGACUUGAUGCUAUGGAUGAAGCACUGUAGCAAGCUCUCCACAGACUUUGUACAGAAAUGGUGCUGAUCGAGAACUCACACAGUCAAAGACUGCCGGGGGACUGAUGAAGAGCUCGUUUUAAUGCCUCCUUGCAGCGCUGGAAGAUUUACAGCUCAUAACAGGAUGAACUGUUUUCCCCUGAUAAGCAGCGCAGGAAUGACUUGGAUGGUAUUUUUUUGUACGGUGAGAUGCCGGCUGAAUGAACAGUGUAGUACCUUUAGGGUACCAAAAACCUUUAAAGUACUGCUGUAGUACUGUUAUGUGCUGUGGUUUUACAACGCUGUGUAAAAUCUGUCAUGGAUUUCAAAUGUUUAAUGUUCUGUGCAGUGCUGCAGAGAGGAGUUAAGUGUUGCUGUGUCAAGAAAUCACUCAAAAGUGGAAGUGGAGCUUUUCUUGAAAGAGCCGCUAAACAUUAUAGUACAACUUGUCUAACAGCUGAAAACUUUGAACUCUACAGCACUGGCAGAGCUGGCUGAGCUGGUUCUCAGCAGGAAAUAGAAAACUGAAAACUCCAGUAGUGACUGCAGAUCAAUCCAACAUGGAUUCUGUUGGGCCAUAGUGGCCUCUGACCCCUGAAAGGUGGGCUAAACGGGAAGUUUUAGGCAGAGCAACCUAUGAAACACUUGUGCUAAUAAUGAGAAUGAGGGGAAAGAUCAAUUUUUAAUUAAAUCAGACAAAACAAACAUGAAUUUUAAUGAUUAAAUUACCUGUUAAUUUUGAUGUUCUGUGUUAACGUAAACAGUUUCAGUCAAAUCAUUUAUGCAUCGUCUCAAAACAGACAGUUGGGCUUUUCUCCUGACCUCUUUAUAAUGUUUGACUAAGAAGACCAAGCUAUAAAGUCUUAACUGCCAAGACCUCAUUGCACUAUAGAGGCGUGUGUAUACGUGUGUGUGUGUGUGUGUGUGUGUGUGUGUACAGAGGAAGUAAUGCCUAUGUCUAGUGUCAAUGUAUGCACUGCCCACUCCUCCAGUCUUUCACUAUUAGCCAAUUCAAGAACACCAUCACCCUGCCAGCUGUUGGUUAGGAUCUUUUUAUGUUUUAAUUUUAUUUGUUAUCUAAAGAAAAUGUAUUCUUUUAAUUUAAAUAUGUAAUUAUUCGUGUUCAGAUUUUGUUGUGCUGUAUUAUGUUUUUGUUAAGCUUGUUCUAAUUUAUGUUGGAUUGUUUUUAUUUGGCAGAUGAUGUGUGUGUGUAAGUAAGUAUGUCCGUAUGCAUGUAUGUGUUAGGCACUUGAGACCACUGUGACUGUGUUGUAUUUAAGAGAAGAGUCGUAUGUACAGAGCCUGUCGUUUUUAUUACUGGAAAAACAAAUAUUUUUCCACAAUAAAAGAGGAAUGAAAUCUA
Messenger RNA from Nothobranchius furzeri (turquoise killifish), 4470 nucleotides. RefSeq names its product deltaD (gene dld). Gene Ontology annotation, cellular component: plasma membrane. Gene Ontology annotation, biological process: negative regulation of Notch signaling pathway; Notch signaling pathway; multicellular organism development. Gene Ontology annotation, molecular function: calcium ion binding; Notch binding. The record is from RefSeq and is a predicted model, not a curated record. NCBI's taxonomy places the organism in Eukaryota, Metazoa, Chordata, Actinopteri, Cyprinodontiformes, Nothobranchiidae.